Messenger RNA from Dibothriocephalus latus, 236 nucleotides. NCBI's taxonomy places the organism in Eukaryota, Metazoa, Platyhelminthes, Cestoda, Diphyllobothriidea, Diphyllobothriidae. The record is from the annotation of a GenBank genome assembly.
AGCUGACUGCUGCCCACGCCGAACGUGACAGUCUGAAAGCUGACCUGUCAGCUGCUCAGCAGGAAGCGCGUGCUGCUGUUGCUGCGGCUUCCGCUGUGAACGUUGAGGAGAUCGUAGUGCCACAGGCGGUUGCAUCCACGUUCUCGUCUGCAGAGCAUCACGAGGCCAGUAGUACCGUGUUCUCGGAGACGGAGUCCUGCCCCUCCUGCUCGGCCCUGGCUUCCGAGGUUGAGCAC